This is a messenger RNA of Penicillium brevicompactum, 357 nucleotides long. RefSeq lists its product as uncharacterized. Bases 1 to 357 code for a protein of 118 amino acids. The transcript is spliced from 2 exons. The record is from RefSeq and is a predicted model, not a curated record. NCBI's taxonomy places the organism in Eukaryota, Fungi, Ascomycota, Eurotiomycetes, Eurotiales, Aspergillaceae.
AUGAAGGCAACACUCUUCCUCCUCGGCGUUCUAGCGGCAGCAGCCUCCGUUGCGGAAGCCAUCUCAAUCAAGAGUGGGCCUCUCACGAGGACAAACCGCAACUGUGACGGCAGUGCUGAUGGACCGGUAUUGUCCGAGAGCUUUGGGACUGCCACGAUCACUCGAGCUGCAAACCUGAUCGUCUCGGUUCCAAUUCUCUUCAAGGGAACUCCCAACAGCGCUUACAAUGUCCGCGGCGUUGGCAACACAAAUGUUGUCCAGGCCGUGAAGCCAGGUGCUACCGCCGCGUGGAUCGCCAUCAAUAAAAAGACCAACUGCAACGACUUCUAUACUCUCCAGCCGUUGCCGAUUACUUAA